AUGCACACAUUCACCUUGCGUACUGGGCUCCGGUCUUUCUGUAAUAAGGCGCAGACGAGACCUCGUUCAUUCCAGCGAGCCUUAAUCUCUUCGACUACAUCGCGACAAGCCAAGAACCAGAUAUACACCCCUAUCCGCAACAAUGACUCCUUCUCGACCUAUCUUUCACUCUCGACGUCGUCCCGGACCCCCCUGCUGACCCUGUGGACCGCCUCAUGGUGCUCGACCUGCAAAGUCGUAAGCCCUCUCAUCAGAGAUCUUAUAGAGUCUGGCGUUGGCGAGGAGGAGGGAGGCGUGUCUCUUGCGACGGUUGAGUUUGACUCACCGGAUAUCAUGUCAGGAAGUCCCAACUUAGCCAUGACUUACAUGAUCACCAGCAUUCCCACGCUCUUAAGUUUCGAUGGUGGGGAGGCACAAACAACGACCAAACUAUCGGAUGCCAGAAAGCUCGCGGACAGGGAGUUUCUGAAGGAAUGGAUCCGAACUGAAGCCAGGAGACAUGGUGGCCGUGGAGGAGGAGGAGGCGGUUCGUCUAUCUUUGGAGGGCUGUUUGGCAAAUAA
Messenger RNA from Fusarium fujikuroi IMI 58289, 561 nucleotides. RefSeq lists its product as uncharacterized. The coding region runs from base 1 to 561 and encodes 186 amino acids. The transcript is spliced from 2 exons. The record is from RefSeq and is a predicted model, not a curated record. Lineage: Eukaryota; Fungi; Ascomycota; Sordariomycetes; Hypocreales; Nectriaceae.